Molecule: messenger RNA, 351 nt
Organism: Acaulospora colombiana
Lineage: Eukaryota; Fungi; Glomeromycota; Glomeromycetes; Diversisporales; Acaulosporaceae
Source: the annotation of a GenBank genome assembly
AUGAGGAUUAAUUACCACAGAAUAGAAAUGGCUAUUGCAUUAGAAUUAUCAGUGGAAUUAACAGAGUAUGGAACAUUCUUAAGAACAAAAAUAUUACAACAAGGAAACAAUUAUAACAAUCAAAAGUUAAAAUAUCCUAUAUACUUUAAAGUAUCAAUCACAAAAGAACAACAUAAUAAGAUACUUGCAAAUAUUAACAAUAUGACAUACAACAUAAAUAUUCAAAAAUUACAGGAAAAUGAUAAUACUAGAAAAAUAAUAAAACAAAUUCUAAAAGAAAAUGAAUAUACAUUAAAAGGAUUAACAACAAAAUUAGAACUUGGAAUAACAUUCAAGGAAGAAUUAGGAAUG